Messenger RNA from Cryptomeria japonica (Japanese cedar), 2096 nucleotides. RefSeq lists its product as uncharacterized. Bases 79 to 1914 code for a protein of 611 amino acids. The transcript is spliced from 4 exons. Lineage: Eukaryota; Viridiplantae; Streptophyta; Pinopsida; Cupressales; Cupressaceae. The record is from RefSeq and is a predicted model, not a curated record.
UCAAAUCGCUGAAGCAGACGGUAAAUUGUUGGGUAGGAGGAAACAUCGGUGCUCAGAAUUGAGGACGGAACGUAGAGCAUGCAGGAAUGCAAAAAGAAGUUCGAGGAUUCGAAACUCGCGAGAGACACACAGCAGAAUCACGCAAGAGGUGGAAGCAAAAGUAGCCUAGAUGCCAUGGACAUGUCUCAACCUGAAAAGAAGAAGAAGAAGAAGGUUGAGGAAACGGAAAAGAAUCUCUGCGGAAUAUGCCUGGCAGAGGAGGACGUAAAUGCGAGGGGUAAAAUGGACAGUUGCGAGCAUUACUUCUGUUUUGCGUGCAUUCUGGAGUGGGCCAAGGUCGAGACUCGCUGCCCCACUUGCAGACAGCGCUUUACCACUCUUUCCAGACCCUGUGGGUUUCGAGCCAGAGGCAGGACUCUCAAUCUUCCCUUGCGCAACCAGGUUCAUAUACCUCCAGAUGAGGACAAUGAAGCAGUUCAGGAUCCCUAUCAAGACACAUUCUGUAUUAAAUGCAACGGCAGUGAAGAUGACAGUCUUUUGCUUCUUUGUGAUUUAUGUGAUUCAGCGGCUCAUACAUAUUGCGUUGGGUUAGGGAGGACUGUGCCAACAGGAGAAUGGUACUGCCCUGAAUGUGAAGCAUCUGGUAAUAUAAACUCUGACACAGAGAAAGAUGAUGACGAUGAUGACUUUAUUCUUGAAUUGUAUGAUGAUGAUAUUACUUCAAGAAGCAGUUCAAUGAGAAGAACAGCUUCAACUGCAAAGACUCUGGAAAAAGUUAAUCCACAACCUGUUCUACCAUCAUUAUCAUUGUCUAGACAUGCCACAAGUGCUUCAAGUCUGGGACCAGUGAAUAGAAGACUAAUCCGCAAGCCAGCCCCCAAACUAUCAAAUUCAGCCAGAGCCUUUGCUAGCCAAUCCUCAGCAUCAGCCAGUGGAGCCCAGGUAUCUGGGCCUGCUUCCCUACUACCUUCUGGACCUUCAAGAACUCUUUCUGGUCGACGCUUAUUGCAGGAACGGAUACAGGCUAUGCGUGAAAAUUGGAAAUCACUACAACGUGGUGAGCUUCAAUUCUCUUCACAGCCUUUCUGCUUCAAUGAUAAGAUUAUUGACAGAGCCAAUGAAUGUCCACUUCCUGCUCUUAUUAAUCACCCUAAGGAGAAGAGACAGAAGCCUGACAAUCAAACUGAGAUUGAUCGAGCAUGGGCUAUGAUGGAGUGUGCAAAAUCUUUGGGAGGUAAUGAUCUGGAUCAUGAUAACCAUCGAAAAGCAGAAAGAUCUCAUUUGUCUUUAUCCACCUCUCAGAUUAACAGAAAAGUUUCUAAGGUUAAAUGUACAAGUUUAAGGCCAAUUGAAAGGACAGCUGUGGAUUCAAGAGUGGAUACCACAUCCUUUGCAAAGCAUAACAAUUAUGUUUUGAAUAACAGAAUUUCUUCAGUGGGGUCUACUCCACUUCCGUUCUCUCAAUGUUCGACAACUUCUAGUUCAAAGCUCAUGCCUCAGAUUGGCGGUUCUUCUAAAAGAAGUAAUCAAGCUCCUAUAACUACAAUCUGUGGGGAAGAACAUGUCACAAGGCUAUCAGGGGUGCUCUCUCAAAAGGCCAAUGUGGUUGAUGCCAAUGCAAAGGAGAAGAUAUUGACAUUGGUCAAGAGUCACCUGAAGCAAUUCUACAAAAGCAAACAAUUAAGAAAAUGUGAAUUCAGGGAGGUAGCUAGAAGCUCAACACAUGCAAUUCUAGCAGCUUGCGGAUUCCAUCAUUCAGUACAGAUAGCACACUGCUUAAAAACAAUAUCUUGUGAACACUCAAACCAAUGGAGACAAUCUCCAAGCUUGAUGCCUAUGAGCUGUAAUGAAUGUUUUGUUUCAUUUGUAAAAGACGUAGUAAAUGGCAUUGUAGAAGAGACAAUAAUUAAGUAGAUUGUGUUGAAAAUUAAAUUUUGUGGUAAAAUUAUGACAGCUGUUUUCACCUUAUAUCAGAAAGAUAACAUAUAUAUAAGCAAAAGCUACAAAAUAAUCAUGAUGGAAUGCAAUGCAUUUAAGAUGAGUAAUAAGCCUUUUGUUCGUAGAAGUGGCUUAUUGCUCGUAGAAGUUUUGGUCCA